AUGACCUCGGACCCCAUUGAAGAUGAAGAUGACCGCGAAAGGCGCCAGAGAUAUGAGGAGACGGAACGUGAACUACUGGCAGUGUUGGAAGCUGAAAGCUUGGAUGAAUCUACCCGUAAAAGGAAGCUUGUGGGGCUGUUUGAUCGGUUUCGAUCGGAAUACACACAGCUGAGUGUAAAAUUGCGCGAGAAUUUGCGACUGCAGCGUCGACUCAUGGACAAAUGUCUGCAGAUGAAGAACGAACUUGUAGUUUGCGCACUCCGGAUUAAAACGACGGAGCAAGUGCACGCAGAUGAGAUCAAAAGCCUCAUUUUCUACCGGGACGAAUGUGAUCACGCGUGGAAGCAAAGUGCACUAAGUCAAGAACGAGAACGUGACGCCAUGCGCAUUAUUGAUGACCUCAAGACCAAAGUUGAGGAACUGCAACUGCAGGUCAAAGCUCUGAUGGCGAAUGGUGCGUCGGCAGCACUAUCAACUUGUCGACGUCCGUACAGUGGAGGUCCUCCUGAACUUGUGCCUGUGAGCUCACCCCAUCUGCAGCAACCCCAUCUAUCGUCUCCCAUUCUGAAUGCUACAGUGUCGCCAACCAAAAGAACGAAAUUCCAAGCUAACGGGUCGUCAAGCAGCUUUACGAUGCCAACACUGCUCUCGUUUGACGAGUGGAAGACUGCGACGCAUGUGUGGUGUCCAGCUACGCCACUGGCACUCGGAGGUUCUUCACGCGCAGCUCCAACACCCACGAAAGAUUGCAUUCGUACGUCAGAGCGUCACCACGAGAUCUCUCGAUGUGUUAGUGUGCCUACUUUGAAUCCUACUCCUAUGGAGCGCGUAAGCUCUCCACAGCAACACCAACGCCAACAGAAAGAACGGUUGAACUAUACAGGCAACGUAAGUACAACACGCGCACGAACUGCUCCAGAUCUUGCAGUUCCAACACGAUCACCACUUCAUUCUUUCGAAACAACUCCUACAGCACGACGAGGAGGCACUCCUGCCAUCAAACGACGAGCACCUCGGCAACUGCCGCAUGUGCAAUAG
Messenger RNA from Phytophthora nicotianae INRA-310, 1038 nucleotides. RefSeq lists its product as hypothetical. Bases 1 to 1038 code for a protein of 345 amino acids. The record is from RefSeq and is a predicted model, not a curated record. Lineage: Eukaryota; Oomycota; Peronosporomycetes; Peronosporales; Peronosporaceae. The transcript has a single exon.